UCCCACAAUUCCUCGAGUUAAGCAACGAGAGAGAGAGAGAGAGAGAGAGAGAGUAGAGAAUAAACGGAGGCAACAUCGUCUCCGUGUACUCCGAUCUCUCUUGCGGCGAUCUCAUCGUUCAUUGAGUUUUGGGUACGGAGAUUUCUCUUGUUAUCGAAACCCUAAAUUACCUUUGGCAUUGCCCUCUACCGAUCGAUUUUUUUUGUCUUCGUUUUUUUUGUUAUUAACGUCGAUCAAAAGCGCCGACAGAAAAUCUAGUUUGUUUGAUUGUCUCUGUCUAUCAACAACGAGACCCUAAUACCUAGACGGUGACGAGGAGAUGAUUGAAACUACAACAACAGUACUAAUACCUCGACGGUCACGAAGACACUGAACAAUCACUCUCAAUCGUUGCGCACCGCAAAGGGAGUAAUAGGUCUGUGCACGCAGAUUGUGCGAGGUGGAGAAUCGGAACUGAUCGCGGCUGCACCUUCAUCGCCGGUGGCUGUUGUGGCUGAGCAGCAGGGGAUGGCUGCGACUGCGGGUUCCGUUGAAGAAACUGUGGAGAAUGGGCCUGGGUCCCAUGGCAAUGCUGGAAAGAGGCCGGCUUGGAAUAAGCCUUCGAAUGGGGAGUUUGUGCCUGUCAUGGGAGCCGAUUCCUGGCCUCCUCUGUCGGAUUCAGCUAGGGCUUCCCCCAAGUCCUCUUCUGAUUCAUUGAAAGGAUCAGAUGGAUCAUCUUCAUCGCUCCUCAUUCCGGCUCCGCAGGGGGCUGGGACUGCUACUAAUUUGGCUACUAUACCACCUGCACGCCCAAAGCGCAAUAGUGGCAAUGGCAAUGGAUCAUCUAAUGGUCUAUCCCCUAGGAGUGGAUUUGCCCAUAUUGGCAAUGAUCAGCUGCACAAUUCCUUUAGAAACCGCAAUGGUGGUCACCAUUCACGUGGAGGUGGUUCUCAUCAUCACAAUGGGGGCAGACGUGAUCAGGACCGGGGGAAUUUCUACAAUAGAGAUUUGCAGCCUCAGAGAUUUAUGCAAAGGCAUAGACAUGCAUCACCACAACCACCUGCUCCUAAUCCCACUCCUUACAUCGGACCACCAUCUAUGCGGCCCCCAUUCCAUGCUCCUAUGGCAUUUCCUGAUUUUGUACCUCCUGUCUAUUUCUAUCAUCCUCCAGAAUCACUUAGGGGUAUGCCUUUAGUUGCGCCAAUACCGCCGAUGUUCUUUCCUGCUCCAGACCCCAACAUAUAUUCUAAGAUAGUGCAGCAAAUUAACUAUUGGUUCAGUGGUGACAAUUUAGCUAAGGAUAUAUACCUGCGGAAGAACAUGGAUGACCAGGGCUGGGUUUCAAUUGAAUUAAUAGCUGGCUUCAAAAAGAUUGCUGAAUUGACUAACAAUAUCCAACUUAUCUUGGAUGCUUUAAGAAGUUCAGCUGUGGUUGAAGUGCAGGGUGACAAAGUAAGGAGGCACAAUGAUUGGGAGAGAUGGAUAAUGCCUCAGCUUCAAGGUCCAAGUUCUCCCAGUCCUCAGUCUACACUGACAGCCGGUGUUCAAAGCAUUUCUCUCGAGGAAAAAGCAUCUAACCAAGCAGAUAUUCAUCCAGAAGCAUUUCUGAGCACAUCCUGUGAUGUGAGCAAUCAGUCGCAAGAGCAGAGUGGUGAGGGAACAAGACUCCUGAGCGUUCUAGUAAAUUUGGAUCAUUCUACUUCAGCAAGAAAUUUGAGCAAGGAAGAUGAGUGCUAGUGCACGUUUUCUUUUUGAGACGUGUUCUUGGAAAAAAGAGGAGAGAGUAAGGUAUUACGACAAUGAUAAAAACAUAUUACAUUAUAGAAAAGUUAUGAUCUUGCCCUGGCAUGAUGGAACCCAAUUUCUUAUAGAGCAAAAUAGACAGGCAAUUAGAAGGGGAAAGAUGCAGCAAUACUAAGAGGAGGGAGGGGGGGAAUAUAGAAAAAGCUGGAAGGGGAAACAGAGGUGGUAGGAUUUUGAGCAAGUAGCAUGGACUCGUGAUUUACCUCCUUAUGUUGUUUCUGGGGGUCCUGUCUUUCACCCUAUUUCAUAGGGUUGGUGUUCUAUCUGGGGAAUUUUUGGUUUUGCUUCCCCUUAUUGCCCCCUUAGGUGUUUUUUUCCCAGUUCUUUGGGGUUGGAUUAAUCCUACAGGGAUUAAAUAUUGAGAGUGAUUGGAAAGAAAAUUUUAGGUGGUCUUUGUCUGCAGAAUUGAGGGAAGAAAGGAUGGAUGCUGCUGCCUGCUUGUGCCAUGCUACUACUGCUCUAUUUUGUUAAUAUGGUCUCCCUCUCUCUCUCUCUCUGGAUAUUUCUCCUCUCCUUAGUCACUUGCACUUUAAAUUGUGUUUAAAUUUUAUCAUCAUGCCUCUCCUCUUUGAAACUGCGAGACUUUACUGGAUAAUUUGUCUUCGAGACAAAUCUUUUGAACAGAGCAGAGUUUGACUGGUUUUGGUGGGACAUAUAUUUGUUAUGAAUUCGAGCUUGUGGAACGGGUCCAGUGUCAAAUGAUUUGUUUAAACCCAAUUUUACUAUUAUUUAUGAGCAUCAUUGACUCCUAA
Molecule: messenger RNA, 2534 nt
Organism: Tripterygium wilfordii
Lineage: Eukaryota; Viridiplantae; Streptophyta; Magnoliopsida; Celastrales; Celastraceae
Product: la-related protein 1B
Exons: 6
Coding region: 508-1716 (402 amino acids)
Molecular function (GO): RNA binding
Source: RefSeq, a predicted model, not a curated record